GAGUCGGUGCUAAAUGGCAGGCUGGAACCUGUUGGAACUGUAGAGGGAUUCAGUGCAGAAAUAGGUGCCAGCGGUGUGUUCUGCCCAACCCACAUCACACUGCCUAUCACCACUUUCUUCUAUCACGUGUCUGAAGACGAUGCCCCCUCGCCUUUCCUGGGUCAUGUAAAUCUAGGCAAAAAAGGAUACAGGGUUCCUAGCAAAGGCACAGUGCAAGUGACGCUCUUCAAUCCCAACAAGACUGUGGUGAAGAUGUUUGUGGUGAUGUAUGACCUCGCUGACAUGCCUCCCAACUGUCAAACGUUUGUGAGACAGCGUAUAUUCUACAUGCCAACCGGAGCAACCUCGGCUGAUGCGGGACAGCUACGCUUUCUAAUACAUCUCAGGUAUACUAGUGCAUUUAAUGCAAUAUACCGCAUAAUAGUUGGUAAUAUUCGAGGCGAUAGCAAUCAACUCACAUUGUUUAAUUAUUGUUAGUGUUACACAUCUCUCAUACUCAUGUCAUGACCUUGUGUGUUAAUUUCAUUCAGCAAAUAAUAAAUUUCCUAUACUGUCAUACUUUAUACAGGCAAAAUACCGAAUUCCCUUCAA
Messenger RNA from Priapulus caudatus, 591 nucleotides. RefSeq names its product protein FAM214A-like. The record is from RefSeq and is a predicted model, not a curated record. NCBI's taxonomy places the organism in Eukaryota, Metazoa, Priapulida, Priapulimorpha, Priapulimorphida, Priapulidae.